AUGGCUAAAAACAGGGAUAACAAUAAUGAACAAUGGACCCAUUUUGGGGAUGUAGCUAUUGGAAAUGGGGUGGCAAGGCACUUCCUGAGCCUGGUCAUCCACAAGCUCAAGCAUGGCUUUGCUAUCGAUGUUGGACGGUCUAGGGUGAGGGUGCGUCAUCCAAAAGCAUUAAGCCUUCACAAACUCUUAUCUUUUAAGGUUUUUGGACGGAUUAAAGAACAGCUGAAGCAGAUCAAGCAAGGUCUGAAAGAGACCUAUGUUCUGGACUUGUUGGAGGCAAGACCUGAUGCCAUCACACAAGUGUUCCCAUCCGAGGCCGAGGCUACCUGCAGUCCUGAGGUUGUUCUAGACUUUAUUCAGUGGCCUCAGGAAGAUGAUGGCCAGGAACCCAAAAAAAUCAAAGAGUUCCUAAUGCAAUUCAUCAGCACAAUCUCCCAGGACAAGCUUAAACAGCUCGUCAAGUUCUGGGUGGGCUGGGAGAUCCCAAUGACCGAAAUGAAGGUGGAGGUGGUGGAUAGCAACAAUUAUCCCAGGGCAUCCACGUGCUUCCGCACACUCCGUCUUCCAUCACACUACCAGACCUACGAUGACUUUAGGCAAAGUCUAGAAAUGUGCCUUGGCACCAGUGAGUUUGGAUUCGGGUUAAUUUAACGUCAGAAAUACUCAUUCAAGUGCUGUUGCACACAUGUUAAAAUGACUCACAUUUGCUGCGUUGAUUGUUUACUGUUAUAGUCAUUGUUAUAUUUCCAUUGUUAUAUUGUAAUACUACUGAUUCCUGCGCUGUUGUGCACCUUUUUCUGUAUUCCACCAAAUAUCCCUUUUUCUAAUGUGAAGUUUGUUUUAUUUUGCAUGGGUCAUGCGCCCUCAGCGCCUGAGAGGCCAAAAAAGGCUCAGAGCCUUUUUAGAACAUUAAUAAAUGUAAAUUCCCAUUGUCUCCUUCGCACAUUCUUACUGAGUCCAGGCCGGUUACAUACAGUAGUAGUGUAUAUAUAGCAAAGUUAUUUAUUUAUUGAUGCUUUAUAGUUUAUUUGAUGCUACUGCCGAAUGGUUAUUUUAAUUUGAAUAUAUUGUCCUAGAAACUGAUGACAAUAUCGAGUGUUGAAUAAUCUCAAUUACUUGUGGUGGUUGUAGGCUGUAUGUGUGCGACAGUGAGUGUGGUGGUGUUUAAAGGACGGGUGUGGAAGAGGCUAGGAGGUAAUCACAGUAUACGCACUACAAAAAACUAGACUUCACCACUGCAUUCUUGUCACACCAUUCCACAAACCUAUCAACAUUACUUUGAUCGAGUGUAGUCAGAAUACUUGAUUAUCCGUUCCUGAGGGUCAGUCGAUUUUUAACAUUUGGACCGUCAAUUUUUUUUUCCAUUCAAAUGAACAAGCAUCAACGGACGGAACUAAUGUAGGACACCUCGAAGGGAAUUAUCCCGCUUAUACCAUGGUCACUUGCCAAAGAAAAUAAAUUAAGACCAUUCAUUUAUAUUUUCAUGCGUUUUAAUCCAAAUAUAAGUUUGUGUGUGUGAUUCUCAGAUCACUCAUGAAAUUAGGGUACAUACAUAAUCUUAUAUAUACCCUAAGGUUUGCAUGUACUGCACUGCAGCCAUGUAUAUGUCCACCCCCAUGCAUGUGGACGGUGCCAGUGGGUCCACUGCUGCAUGAAGUCCCGCAAGUUCCUCAGGCCUGAGAGGGUAGUCACUCUCGGGCACAUGGACACCACAGUCGGGAUCCGGAAUGAGGCCACUGUCCUCCCAGUCAAUGUGAGGAAUGUGUAAAUCCUACAGGAAAAGUUGUACAUCAGCUAAAGUGAACCGAAACAAACUUGCUAGGGUUUAGAUUUAGCUCAGCUAGCAAGUAUGGUCGACACACCUUGAAAGCCGCCUGCAUGCGCCCAGAAUAUUAUAUUCAUUAUUAUAUGUUAGCCAUGCUAAUUAUUAAUGCAAUUAUUAUAAUAACUGUAAGAUAAUGUUGACAAAGAGCAUUUGACAGAUAUAUACCUCAUCAACUUGGUCUUCGGAGGAGUGGUAUUGGCCUAAGAACCACAGUUGAUUGGGAGUGCGAUUUCCCUCUGUUGACAGAGGGUGAUUGUCCCAGCCAUCCCUGAAUUCAUCCAGUCUGGCUUGCAAACGUGGAAUGAACACAUAGUGACAACAGAAGAGGUUGAGAUUGCUAGACAGAUCCAGCAGGCCAUCCUCCUCUGCCUGGUGCAGGGCAGUGUAGAAAAAGCAUGUCACUGCUGUGAAGACAUCCCGCCAGAGCCUUUCAAUUCUGUUUAAAGCACAUGAAGUCAAAGUCAGCUUAAGUUUUUAAUAACAGCAUCAUUUCCUAUUAUCACAGCAUAGUGAUAAAAGAGCAGUUG
Molecule: messenger RNA, 2352 nt
Organism: Gadus macrocephalus (Pacific cod)
Lineage: Eukaryota; Metazoa; Chordata; Actinopteri; Gadiformes; Gadidae
Exons: 5
Coding region: 1-651 (216 amino acids)
Molecular function (GO): ubiquitin-protein transferase activity
Source: RefSeq, a predicted model, not a curated record